AUGAAAAGCUGUCUAUCAAACAUACUUGAGAAUAGAGGUGCUUUUAUUUUGUUUUUUAUUGGAUACUGUUUUACAAUUUUUGUUAAAUAUUUUGUGCUCUUAGUGCCUUACUACUACAGUGAUUUUAUUUUAACAGCAAAUGCAUCAACAUCAGAAACUUCUUCUUCAAUUAAAAAGGUUACGUUUAGUCGUUAUUGUAGAAAUGAAAAUUUAAACCAGGCCGGAUUAGAGGAAGGAACUGCAGAGCAACCAGCCAUACGAAAUUCACGGAAGAAAUAUAGUACAUGUUGUAUAGUCAUAUUAUGUAUUGUAUUAGUGGUUAUUAUAGGUCUAGUAUCAUUCUUUUUAAUUUUCAAAAUGCAAAAUAACUCAAGAACAGAUAUAUUAUUAAACGAAAAUAUGACAACCGUAUCGCUCAAUCAAACAAUGUAUAUACAAGACCAAUCAUCGACAUCAAUGGAAAUUCAAAGUUCAACAUCAAUGGAAAUUCAACAAUCAACAUCAACAGAAAGCCAAUCAUUUUAA
Molecule: messenger RNA, 525 nt
Organism: Vairimorpha ceranae
Lineage: Eukaryota; Fungi; Microsporidia; Nosematidae
Exons: 1
Coding region: 1-525 (174 amino acids)
Source: RefSeq, a predicted model, not a curated record